This is a messenger RNA of Styela clava, 585 nucleotides long. RefSeq lists its product as uncharacterized. The record is from RefSeq and is a predicted model, not a curated record. NCBI's taxonomy places the organism in Eukaryota, Metazoa, Chordata, Ascidiacea, Stolidobranchia, Styelidae.
ACAAAAUAUAUUGAUAUAACGGUGUAGCAAAUGCAUUUCUGCCUAAUGCGAAGAAAAUUCAAAGUGGAAGAAAGAAUAUUUAUUAUAAGGCGAAAGAAUAAAAAAAUGAACCGAACAAACGGAAUUCAUAUUGCCAUUGGCAUAGUAUAUCUGGCAACCCUGGUAAAGACUGAGCAAUGCAAAAUUCCUUCACCAGCCGUAGAAGAUAUAGAUGUUGAUAAGUUUCCAGGAACAUGGUACCAAGGUCUUCGUACAAACGAUCCAGUAAUGUCUGAAGAUGUACUAUGUUCAAAAUUACAAAACUUUACAAAAACGAAGGAAGGUUGGAAAAUGGUGGUAACGGAAUACCAUAAAAAUUCUCCGCCUGGUGUUUUUCCAGAACGAAACAUAAAACAGCGCAAAGGAGUUUACACCAUAAACAAAAAAGAUGAUCUUGGACUCAUCAAUUCUCAAACUUUAAGUGCCGAUGGAGGAUUUAAUGAAGCCGCUGCAGCAAUAGAUGAUGCGCUUCUCAGUAGAGAACUUCUUCAACUGAGCGAUUAUAAAAACUACUUUAUCACAGCUUUUUGCAGUUUUAACAGGUGA